Messenger RNA from Gymnogyps californianus (California condor), 960 nucleotides. RefSeq names its product olfactory receptor 10C1-like. Gene Ontology annotation, biological process: G protein-coupled receptor signaling pathway. Bases 1 to 960 code for a protein of 319 amino acids. Gene Ontology annotation, cellular component: membrane. The record is from RefSeq and is a predicted model, not a curated record. Lineage: Eukaryota; Metazoa; Chordata; Aves; Accipitriformes; Cathartidae. The transcript has a single exon. Gene Ontology annotation, molecular function: olfactory receptor activity; G protein-coupled receptor activity.
AUGAAAUCCUCUGAAGAAAGGACAACUGGAAAUAAAACUUCUGUGGUCGUGUUUGUUAUCCUGGGUUUUUCUCAUCGCCCAGAUAUGAAAGUCAGCCUCUUCAUCCUAUUUCUGUGUAUUUACAUCAUCACAGUGCUGGGAAACCUAAUUAUUCUUCUUGUAAUUAACAUGGACCCUGUCCUCCACACCCCCAUGUACUUCUUCCUCAGGAACUUGUCAUUUCUGGAGAUCUGCUACACCUCUGUCACCCUGCCCAGAGUGCUGGUCAAUCUUCUCUCAAGUGAUACGUCCAUCUCUUUUGCAGGUUGUGCUGUGCAGAUGUAUUUCUUUCUGUUCUUCGGGGCGACUGAGUGCUGCCUCUUAGCUGCUAUGGCAUAUGACCGCUACCGAGCCAUAUGCAACCCUUUGCAUUACAUGGAUAUCAUGAAUAAGAAGGUAUGCAUGCAGCUGGCUGCUUCCUCAUGGAUAUGUGGCAACCUUGUGGCCCUUGGGCACACUACAUUUAUCUUCUCUUUGCCCUUCUGUGGCUCCAACGUGAUCAACCAUUUCUUCUGUGAGAUCCAGCCAGUGCUGAUGCUAGUGUGUGGGGACACUUACUGGAAUGAGCUACAGAUCAUUCUGGCUGCUGCCUUUGUCAUCCUGAUGCCUUUUCUGCUCAUUUUGGUGUCCUACGGCCUCAUCAUUUCUUCCAUCCUCAAGAUCAGGUCUACCAAAGGAAGGUAUAAAGCAUUCUCCACUUGCUUCUCACAUCUCACUGUAGUGACAUUAUUCUAUGGGACAGCUGUAUUCAUCUAUAUACGUCCCAAAUCCAGUUAUUCCCUGGAUGUGGACAAAGUGCUCUCUCUGUUCUAUUCUGUGGUGACCCCUAUAUUGAACCCUGUUAUCUACAGCCUUAGGAAUAGGGAGGUGAAAGGGGCUCUCUUUAAAAUGAGAAUGAAGCUAUUUCACCCCAACUCCUAG